AAUGCAUUGAGGCGCCCAGGCCCGGGAAGGCGGCUUCACUUCCGGGUCCCAAUCCCGGCGGCUGGGACCGUUGCCAUAGCGACCAUUUUACGUUAACCGGCUUGUAGCUUUAUCCAGGUGGCUGCGCGACACCGGGGCGCCUCUCCCCCGCUCCCUCUCGGCGGCCUGGAGGUUUUCGCCAGCUCGGGGAGUCUGGCCUGGGGGUCUGCGUAGCCCCUGGGGGCGUGAUGGCUGCGGAGGCGGAGGACGAGGUGGAGUGGGUGGUGGAGAGCAUCGCGGGGUUCCUCCGCGGGCCGGACUGGUACAUCCCCAUCCUGGACUUCGUGGAGCAGAAAUGUGAAGUUUUUGAUGAUGAAGAAGAAAGCAAAUUGACCUAUACAGAGAUUCAUCAGGAAUAUAAAGAACUAGUUGAAAAGCUGUUAGAAGGUUACCUCAAAGAAAUUGGAAUUAAUGAAGAUCAGUUUCAGGAGGCGUGCACUUCUCCUCUUGCGAAGACUCGAACAUCACAGGCCAUUUUGCAGCCUGUGUUGGCAGCAGAAGAUUUUACUAUCUUUAAAACAAUGAUGGUCCAGAAAAACAUUGAAAUGCAGCUGCAGGCCAUUAGAAUCAUUCAAGAGAGAAAUGGUGUGUUACCUGACUGCUUAACUGAUGGUUCUGAUGUGGUCAGUGACCUCGAGCAGGAAGAGAUGAAGAUCCUGAGGGAAGUUCUUAGAAAAUCAAAAGAGGAAUAUGACCUGGAAGAAGAAAGGAAGAGAAAAAAACAGUUAUCAGAGGCUAAAGCAGAAGAGCCCCUCCUGUGCACUCAUGAAGCCGUGGAAAUGAGUAAUUCCCAAGGGGAUGGUGAGCGUUUGGCACAGCCACCCUCAGAAGUUAAGGUGCAUUUUGCUAAUCCGUCAGCACAACCCUUGGCAAGAAAGGUGAAAAUGCUGCCUGAAACUUCCUCCGUCUCACAAAAAGGCCUGAUGACUCCUGGCUUAGAACAUGCACGCAUUGAAGGACCAAUAGCAAAUUUAUCAGCACUUGGAACAGAAGAGUUGCGACAGCGUGAACAGUAUCUCAAACAGAAGAGAGAUAAGUUGAUGUCCAUGAGAAAGGAUGUAAGGGCUAAGCAGAUUCAAAAUACAGAAGAGAAAGGAACAUCUACUGGGGAGGCAGAGGAAAUGAGAGAGAAGCCAGAAAUGACAGCAGAGGAGAAGCAAACAUUACUAAAGAGGCGAAUGCUUGCAGAAAAACUUAAAGAAGAAGUUAUUAAUAAGUAAUUUAAAACAGCUUAGCAAAACAGAAGUUCCAAUUUGCUUAAAAAAUAAAUAAUUUAAUGUUUAAACCAAGAUUAGUUUCAAGUAAAUACUCCCUUUUGUAAAUGCAAGUAUUAAGCUCAUUAUUACGGUUGGGAUGAAGGGUAGUUGGGGAGGCAGCUACUUACCAAUUCAGUAUAAAUUUCUUGUAGUUUUCUUUUGGGGAAAAGGACAGCAUCAUUCUACCUUGGAUACCUGUUUAUGUCAGGCCACAGCGUGUUAUGUACUAAAGACAUAGCAGUUAACCUUCAUGGGCCUAAUGAAGUACUACAAAGAGCAAAGUACUAACAAGGAUAAAUGUAAUUACUGUAAGUUGGGCUGGCUAGGCUUGCUUGAGCAAAUUAUGAUUAAGCUGAUUGGAAGGGGUAACUGCAUGGAAAGAAGGAAUAGUUUAGGUCUUGCAGCAUGAAGUAGUGCAUGUAACUGAGGAAUUAAGAGUAUAUAUAGAAUGAGUAAAAGGGUUAGCAUAUACAAUUUAAGACUGGUGAGAUACUAAUCAUGCAGGGCCUUAUAAGGAAUGUGAAAAAUUUUAAAUUUUAUAAUAUGGCAGUGGGAAGUUACAUGAUGACAGUUAUUUUCAUUUUAGAAGAUGGGUGGCUGCUGUAUGGAAUGGUAAACAAUGGUAUCUUGGGCAUUUACUAUUUUUUGUCUGAGACAGGGUCUCAGUAUGCAAUUCAGGCUGGUGUUGAGCUCAUUAUAUAGUUAGUGGAGGAUGGUCUUCAGCUCCCACCAAUCCUCCUGCCUCAGCCUCUGGGAUUACAGGUGUGUGCCACCAUGCCCAGCCUUACCAUUACUUUUGAGGCAAGCCAGUUUGGACUUAGAAAAUAGAUGGGGUUACUAAAAAUACUGAAUUACUUACUAUGAUAUGAAAACAACAGAAGUGACUGCCUGUUGAGAGUACUACCACUGGGUGGAGAUCUUUUUUUCUAAGACCUUGAAAUGAGUUUCUGUAGUCGGUUUAAAGAUAACCAAAAUUUCUAUCGUUGUGCUGUCCUACAUUUACCCAGGACAACCAUAACGUUUAAUUCAUAAUUCCAUUUUAUCUCCUAUAACUAAAAUGAUAUAAAACUAGUUGAACAAAAUCUACUUAUUUUAGCUACCCAAUUCUACUGUUCAACUAUAGAAAACCUAGUAUUCUACGUUACAUUUUUAUCGCUAAAUGGACAGGAAAAACUAGUGAUUAAAACACAGAAAAAUUUCAUGUAACUUUUCAUUAAAAACAAUUUUUACAUGUGACACAUUUACGAAUACUUUAAGGAGACCUAAGGAAUACAAAUGUGGGUUCUUGCUUGCUUUAUUGAGUGACGGUAAAGAUACAAAUGUCCUGACCUGUCUGAUGGUAGUCAUUUAAAACAGCAGCUAAUGUGGAAUCUUCAUAGUUGUGCUUCUAAGGUAUUUUAAUCUCAUUGUGCAAGAAAAUAUUCAUCCUGCAUUUCAAGAAAACAUUCACAUUUGUCCUGUAAGAGUUCUUAGGAUGAGGACAAUGAUGACUUAAAAGUUUAAGACUUAUGACAGUUAUUCACCAUACUAAAGUCUUCAUAAAGUCCAAAUGUUACACUUCCUGCUGUGAUUUAGUCGAGAAUAAAUGGAAAUGUUUUAGGCUAGGCUGCUUACAUUAAGAAGGAAUUUAAAAAGAGCAAAAAAGAAGAGGCCCAAUAAAGCUUGCUGUGAAA
Chinchilla lanigera (long-tailed chinchilla) is the source of this 2968-nucleotide messenger RNA. It is a transcript of the gene Cfap36, whose product is annotated as cilia and flagella associated protein 36. Lineage: Eukaryota; Metazoa; Chordata; Mammalia; Rodentia; Chinchillidae. The transcript is spliced from 10 exons. The coding region runs from base 228 to 1259 and encodes 343 amino acids. Gene Ontology annotation, cellular component: axoneme; ciliary base. The record is from RefSeq and is a predicted model, not a curated record.